Messenger RNA from Cornus florida, 1143 nucleotides. RefSeq lists its product as uncharacterized. Gene Ontology annotation, biological process: fatty acid biosynthetic process. The record is from RefSeq and is a predicted model, not a curated record. Bases 275 to 964 code for a protein of 229 amino acids. Gene Ontology annotation, molecular function: hydro-lyase activity. The transcript is spliced from 4 exons. NCBI's taxonomy places the organism in Eukaryota, Viridiplantae, Streptophyta, Magnoliopsida, Cornales, Cornaceae.
CAAACCAAACCAAAACCCAAACCACUUGCUACCAACCCUCUCUGUCACUCCCUCACACCGACGUCGGAUUCUCCGCCCUUCUCUCCCACUAUCUCUCUCUCUACAUAGACAUAUAUAUAUAUAUAUAUAAUAUACAUACUCCUACAGCACACCUUCACCAUUCUUCUCCUCCACCUCGUAGCCAUCGCCACACUCACUACUCAUGCUCCACCAACCUCAAUAAAUUCACACCCAAACCCAAUCCCCAACUGUUCUCUCUCUCUCUCUCUCAUCAAUGGCGUCCACACCUCUCUCUCAUUCCCUCUUUUCCCCCCACUCAUCUCUCUCUAACAGAAGCCACAUCGACACCGUCUCUCUUCCUUUGCAUCGACCCACGAUGCUGUCUUCUCGAAGUUCUGCUUCUAUCUCCAGAUCUCAUCUUUCAUUGACCCAGUCGAAGAACAAGAAUCGAUGUUGUUUCAUUGCUAAUUGUUCGAAAGAAUAUGUAAACGAAGAGGUUCCCAUCGAAACCAGGUAUCCAGCAUAUCCCACUGUGAUGGAUAUCAAUCAGAUUCGCGAGAUUUUGCCUCACCGCUUUCCGUUUCUUCUAGUGGAUAGAGUGAUUGAAUACAAUCCUGGAGUUUCUGCUGUUGCUAUUAAGAAUGUAACCAUAAAUGAUAACUUCUUUCCUGGGCAUUUUCCUGAGAGGCCUAUUAUGCCUGGUGUUCUCAUGGUUGAGGCAAUGGCACAGGUUGGUGGCAUAGUCAUGCUGCAGCCAGAGGUCGGAGGCUCUCGUGAAAAUUUCUUCUUUGCUGGAAUUGACAAAGUCAGAUUCCGGAAACCGGUGAUUGCAGGAGACACCCUGGUAAUGAGAAUGACACUUACAAAGCUGCAAAAACGCUUUGGAAUAGCCAAGAUGGAAGGGAAGGCAUACGUUGGAGGAGAGGUGGUAUGUGAGGGCGAGUUUUUAAUGGCUAUGGGUUGAAUGAUGAUCUGUGCAACUUGUGUGGUUAAAAUUUUUGCAGUUCCCUGUUGUUGUUUUUUCCUGAUUUCCUUAAUUUUCUUUCCAAGACAACCCCCAAUUCCUCAAUGUUUGAACCAGUGAGCAUCUAUUUAUGGUAGACGGCAUCUACAUUUCUAUUACAAAUCGUAUGAUUUUUGGCA